This is a messenger RNA of Vicugna pacos (alpaca), 633 nucleotides long. Its product is annotated as chitinase-3-like protein 2. The record is from RefSeq and is a predicted model, not a curated record. Gene Ontology annotation, molecular function: chitin binding. Gene Ontology annotation, biological process: carbohydrate metabolic process; chitin catabolic process. Gene Ontology annotation, cellular component: extracellular region. NCBI's taxonomy places the organism in Eukaryota, Metazoa, Chordata, Mammalia, Artiodactyla, Camelidae.
AUGGAAGAAGCUUUUGGGGGUGAUGGAAAAUGUGGAAAUUACAAGGCCUCUGGAUUCUUUGCACCUAAAGGAAAAGCCAAGUAUCCCAUGGUCAAUUCUACGUCACACUUGGAAUUUAUCAACUCUGUCAUCCUCUUUCUGAGGAACCAUGACUUUAAUGGGCUUCAUAUAAGCUGGAUCUACCCAGAUCUGAAAGACGACACUCAUUUCACUGUGCUGACUCAUGAGUUAGCAGAAGCCUUUCAGCAGGAUUUUGUAAAAUCCACCAUAGAAAGGCUUCUCUUGACUGCAGGAGUUUCUGCAGGGAGGCAGAUGAUUGAUAAUAGCUAUCAGAUCAAGAAAUUGGUGAAGGAGAUCCUCACUCUGAAUUGGGAGAGGGGCUGCCAGUUCCUGCAAGGAGCCAAGAUCACGAGGCCCCAGGAUUAGCAGGUCCCCUGUGCAGUCAAGGGGAACCAGUGGGUGGGCUAUGAUGAUGUGGAGAGUGGGGAGACCAAGGUUCAAUGCCUAAAGGAUCUAAACUGGGGAGGGGCCAUGAUGUGGUCUAUUGACAUAGAUGACUUCACUGACGAAUUCUGCAACCAGGGCCCUUACACCCUUAUUCAAGGUGUCAAGAGAAGCCUUGGCUCCCUGUGA